AUGGACCAAACUGUCAAAGUCGGUGCCGUGCAGGCAGAGCCUGUAUGGCUCGACCUGGAAGGAAGCGUUGACAAAACUAUCUCCCUGAUCGAGAAAGCUGCCGCCGAUGGAGUCCAAGUACUUGGGUUUCCUGAAGUUUGGAUCCCUGGUUAUCCAUGGCAAAUGUGGACGUCGCUAGUCAUCAACAAUGGGGGCUGGAUCCACGAGUACAUGGCCAAUUCAAUGCGCCGAGACUCGCCCCAGAUGAAGAGAAUCCAACAAGCUAUUAAGAAAGCAGAACGAACCAUCUGGGGCGAAGGACAAGCCGAAUCGCUCAAAGUCGUCGUUGAUUCCAAGUUCGGAAAGGUCGGGGCAUUGAACUGCUGGGAGCAUUUACAGCUAUUGCUCCGAUACAACGAAUAUGCGCAGGGUGUGCAGAUACACAUCGCCAGUUGGCUAGCUGAGUUUGAAAUGCUAGACCCCGAAAAGAUUGCUUGGCUGUAUCAUGAGACUGGUGAGGCGAGCUAUCGCGCAAGUCAGUUCAUGGCCAUCGAGGGGGCAACUUUUGUCGCUGUUGCCUCACAGGUUCUCACCGAAAAGAACUUGGAACGGAAUGGACUUACAGGCAAUCCCGUUACCAAAACACCGGGUGGUGGAUUCUCGAUGAUCUUUGGGCCUGACGGCAAGCCACUUGCAGAGCCUAUCGGUGACGGCGAAGAGGGCAUCAUCACGGUUGUGGUAAAUCUGAGAGAUAUUGACAAGCCCAAGGCUUUCAUUGAUGUUGUUGGGCAUUAUGCGCGUCCCGACCUGCUCAGCCUCAAGGUCAACGAGAAGGUUGCAAAGCAUGUCAUCGUGGAUUAG
Molecule: messenger RNA, 840 nt
Organism: Fusarium subglutinans
Lineage: Eukaryota; Fungi; Ascomycota; Sordariomycetes; Hypocreales; Nectriaceae
Product: aliphatic nitrilase
Exons: 4
Coding region: 1-840 (279 amino acids)
Molecular function (GO): catalytic activity
Source: RefSeq, a predicted model, not a curated record